Molecule: messenger RNA, 6262 nt
Organism: Periophthalmus magnuspinnatus
Lineage: Eukaryota; Metazoa; Chordata; Actinopteri; Gobiiformes; Gobiidae
Product: myosin-11-like
Exons: 42
Coding region: 123-6203 (2026 amino acids)
Cellular component (GO): myosin complex
Molecular function (GO): actin filament binding; ATP binding; cytoskeletal motor activity
Source: RefSeq, a predicted model, not a curated record
CUCACCUGCUCUGAACUGUUCUCUGCCCAUCCAACACUGAGGACACAUCGACAACACUAUCAAAACCCAGACCCAGAUCUUCGCCAUCGUCUCACGUCAGCCGCAGUAGUGACCUUCCCAAGAUGGCCGACAGCGACGAUAGUAAGUUCCUGUUUCUGCAGAAUGACUUUAAAAACAGUGGACUGGCUCAAGCCGACUGGGCAGCCAAGAAGAUGGUGUGGAUCCCAUCAGAGAGAGAGGGCUUCGAAGCUGCCAGCGUCAAAGAGGAGCAGGGCGAACAGGUCCUGGUGGAGCUGUCGAACGGGCAGAAGACCACAGUGAAUAAAGACGAUGUGCAGAAGAUGAACCCUCCAAAGUUCAGUAAAGUGGAGGACAUGGCGGCUUUGACUUUUCUUAACGAAGCCUCGGUUCUACACAACCUCAAGGAGAGAUACUUCUCCAGCCUCAUCUAUACCUACUCGGGCCUGUUCUGUGUGGUGGUGAACCCUUAUAAGAUGCUGCCCAUUUACUCAGAGAAGAUCAUUGAGAUGUACAAAGGAAAGAAACGCCAUGAAGUCCCUCCACACAUCUACUCCAUCACAGACAACGCCUACCGCAACAUGAUGCAAGAUCGGGAAGACCAGUCCAUCCUCUGCACAGGAGAAUCUGGAGCAGGAAAAACAGAAAACACGAAGAAGGUGAUUCAGUAUCUGGCCGUGAUCGCCUCGUCUCACAAAGGAAAGAAGGAUGCCAACCCCGUGAGUGACCUCUGCUGGACAAACUGCACAUUGUAUAAACACUUUUUAAACAUCUUUGCUAUUUUUCAGCAACAACCUGGAUCUUUGGCUUUUGGGGAGCUGGAGAAACAGCUUCUCCAGGCCAACCCAAUCCUAGAGGCCUUUGGAAACGCCAAGACCAUAAAGAACGACAACUCCUCCAGAUUUGGAAAGUUUAUCAAGCUGAACUUUGAUGUGACUGGUUACAUUGUGGGAGCCAACAUUGACACCUAUUUACUAGAGAAGUCGCGGUGCAUCCGUCAGGCGCACACAGAGAGGGCCUUCCACAUUUUCUAUUACAUGGUGGCCGGAGCGAAGGACAAGAUGAAAGAGGAGCUCCUGCUGGAGGACUUUGGCUGUUACCGAUUCCUGGUGGAGGGACAUGUGGAGGUGCCGGGGCAAGAGGAUGAUGAGAUGUUCACGGAGACACUGGAGGCCAUGGAGAUCAUGGGCUUCACCGAGGAGGAGAGGAUGGGGAUGCUGAAGGUGGUGUCCACUGUGCUGCAGCUGGGAAACAUCAAAUUUGAGAAAGAGCGAAACAGUGAACAAGCCACAAUGCCCGAUGACACUGCCGCUCAGAAAGUGUGCCACCUACAGGGCAUAAAUGUAACUGACUUCACUCGUGCCGUCCUCACUCCUAGAAUCAAAGUGGGACGAGAAGUGGUGCAGAAGGCCCAGACCAAGCAACAGGCAGACUUUGCAGUGGAGGCUCUGGCCAAAGCGAUGUACGAGCGUUUGUUCCGGUGGAUUUUGUUUCGAGUGAACAAGACUCUGGACAAGAGCAAGAGACAGUCCUCCUCCUUCCUCGGCAUCCUCGACAUCGCCGGCUUUGAGAUAUUUGAGGACAACUCAUUUGAGCAGCUGUGCAUAAACUACACAAACGAGCGUCUGCAGCAGCUGUUUAACCACACCAUGUUCAUCCUGGAGCAGGAGGAGUACAAGCGGGAGGGCAUCGAGUGGAACUUCAUCGACUUCGGCCUGGAUCUGCAGCCCUGCAUCGAGCUCAUAGAGAGACCUAAUAACCCUCCCGGUAUCCUGGCUCUUCUGGAUGAGGAGUGCUGGUUUCCAAAGGCCAGCGACACUUCGUUUGUGGAGAAACUUCUGAACACUCACUCGGGACACGUCAAAUUCUCCAAACCAAAACAGCACAUGGACAAGCUUAUGUUCACUGUCCUGCACUACGCCGGGAAGGUGGAUUAUAACGCUGCAAACUGGUUGACCAAAAACAUGGACCCACUGAACGACAACGUGACGGCUUUACUCAACAACUCGUCCAGCAGCUUCAUCCAGGACCUGUGGAAAGAUGUGGACCGCGUGGUGGGUCUGGACACUUUAACCAAAAUGUCGGAGAGUUCAGUCCCGACCAAGUCCAAAAAGGGAAUGUUUCGCACAGUGGGGCAGCUCUAUAAGGAAUCUCUGGGAAAACUCAUGACCACACUCCACAACACGCAGCCAAACUUUGUCCGGUGCAUCAUCCCCAACCAUGAAAAGAGAGCAGGGAAAAUGGAUGCCCCUCUGGUGUUGGAGCAGCUCCGGUGUAACGGGGUCUUGGAGGGGAUCAGGAUCUGCAGACAGGGAUUCCCAAACCGCAUCGUUUUCCAGGAAUUCAGACAGAGAUAUGAGAUCCUGGCAGCCAAUGCGAUUCCUAAAGGCUUCAUGGAUGGAAAACAGGCCUGCUGUCUGAUGGUGAAACACUUGGACCUGGAUCCAAACUUGUUCCGGAUCGGUCAGAGUAAGAUGUUCUUCAGGACCGGUGUCUUGGCUCAACUCGAGGAAGAGCGUGACCUCAAACUCACCGUCAUCAUCAUCGCCUUCCAGGCUCAGGCCCGAGGCUUCCUCGCCAGAAAGGCGUUCAGUAAGCGUCAGCAGCAGCUCACAGCCAUGAAGGUGAUCCAGAGGAACUGUGCCUGUUAUUUAAAACUGAAGAACUGGCAGUGGUGGAGGCUCUUCACUAAGGUGAAGCCACUGCUGCAGGUGACCCGACAGGAAGAGGAAAUGGGUCAAAAGGAGGAGGAGCUAAAGGCGGCGAAGGAUGUGGCGGCUAAAGCUGAGGCCGAGCUCAAAGACAUCACACAGAAACACAACCAGUUACUGGAGGAACGUGCUGCCCUGGAGCUGCGGCUGCAGGCAGAGACAGACCUGUACACAGAGGCAGAGGAGAUGAGGCUGAGGCUCGAGACCAAACACCGAGAGCUGGAGGAGGUGCUCAGGGAGAUGGAGAUCCGACAGGAGGAGGAAGAGGAAAGGGCCAAUUCUCUGCACGACCACAAGAGGGAGCUAGAGCAGCAGCUGCAGCAUGCAGAGGCCCAUAUUGCAGAGCAGGAGGAUGCAUUUCAGAAACUUCAAAUGGAUAAAAACACUUUAGAUGCAAAAAUGAAGAAGGCAGAGGAGGAGAUUCUGAUGAUGGACGACCACAACAACAAACUACAGAAGGAGAAGAAGUUACUGGAGGAGCGACUGGCCGACAUGACUUCAAAUCUGGCUGAAGAAGAAGAAAAAUCCAAGAACUUAACCAAACUCAAGACCAAACACGAGUCUAUGAUCUCCGAGCUGGAGGUGCGUUUGAAAAAGGAGGAGAAGAGUCGACAGGACGUGGAGAAGGCGAAGAGGAAGUUGGAGGCGGAGCUCGGAGAGACGCAGGAGCAGAACAACGAGCUCCUGAGACAACUGGAGGAGCUGAGAGCCCAGCUUACAGCCCGGGAGGAGGAGCUACAGGCCGUCAACGCGCGUCUGGAGGAGGAGAGUACCCAGCAUGCAUUGACUGUGAAGAAGGUCCGAGAGUUGGAGGGUCUUCUGUCCGAGCUCCAGGAGGACGUGGAGAGGGAGCGAUCGCAGAGGAACAAAACCGAAGCCCAACGACGAGAUCUGGAGACGGAGCUGCACCAUCUGAGGACUGAGCUGGAGGACAGUCUGGACACGACAGCAGCGCAACAAGAGCUACGGGCGAAGCGUGAACAGGACGUGCUGAUGCUGAAGAGGGCGAUGGAGGAAGAAGGCCGCGCUCAUGAAGCUCAGAUACAAGAACUGAGACAGAGACACAACCAGAGUCUAGAGGAGCUGAGCGAGCAACUGGAGCAAGCCAAGAGGGUACGUUCCGGUCUGGAGAAGGCCAAGCAGGUUUUGGAGAAGGAGGUGUCCGAGAUGAGAGCCGAUCUGCAAACUCUCUCCAGCGCCAAACAGGAAGUGGAGCACAAGAAGAAAAAGGUUGAAGGUCAAUUUAACGAGCUGCAGACGAGGUUCAGCGAGGGAGAGCGACAGAGGAACGAGCUGGGAGAGAGAGUCAGCAAGAUGGCCAUGGAGCUGGAGACAGUGAACGGUUUAUUGAAUGAAGCUGAAAACAAAAACAUCAAACUGAGCAAAAAUGUGACAAGCCUCAGCUCUCAACUGCAGGACGUUCAGGCGUUGUUGGAGGAGGAGAGCCGUCAGAAGCUGAGUGUCUGUGGGCGUCUGCGUCAAAUGGAAGAGGAGAGGAUCGGUCUGAUUGAGCAACUGGAGGAGGAGACGGAGGCCAAGCACAGCUCAGAGAGACAACUGAGCGGCCUCAACAGCCAGUUGUCAGACAUGAAGCGGCGUCUCGAUGAAGCUCUCGUCUCUGUGGAGUCUCUGGAGGAGCAGAAGAAGCGUCUGCACAGGGACCUGGAUCUGGCCCAGGCCGAAACCCAAGAGAAAGCCUCAUCUCUGGACAAACUAGAGCGGAGCAGAGCCCGUCUCCAACAGGAGCUGGAGGAUGUACUGAUGGAGCUCGAGACUCAGAGGCAGCUCACCACCAACCUCGAUAAGAAACAGAGACGCUUUGACCAGCUUCUGUCUGAGGAGCGUGCUGUUUCGUGCAAGAUUGCAGAAGAGAGAGAUCGAGCUGAGGCCGAGGUGAGAGACCGAGAGACCAGGAUCUUGGCCCUGAGCAGGACCCUGGAGGAGACACAGGGGGCGCUAGAGGACUCCGACCGCACCAUGAGGAGUCUGAGGGCCGAGAUGGAGGAACUGCUCAGCUCCAAGGACGACGUGGGCAGAAAUGUGCACGAUCUGGAGAAGGCGAAACGCGGUCUGGAGCUGAUGGUGGAGGAGAUGAGGACUCAGAUGGAGGAGGUGGAGGACGAGCUGCAGGCCUCAGAGGACAGUAAACUCAGACUGGAGGUGACUCUGCAAGCCCUGAAGACCCAACAGGAACGAGAGCUCCAGACCAGAGAGGAGAGUGCAGAGGAGAGGAGGAGGGCAGUGGUCAAACAGGUUCGAGAGCUGGAGGAGGAGCUGGAAGAGGAGAAGAAGCAGAGAAAUCAGGCCUCUGCAGCAAAGAAGAAACUGGAGUCAGAGCUGAGGAGCACCGAGGAGCAGCUGGAGGUGGCCACCAGGGGGCGUGAGGAGGCUGCCAAACAGUUCAGGAAGAUACAGGGCCAGUUGAAGGACCUGCAGAGGGAGCUGGAGGAGUCGGCCGCAGCCCACAGAGAAGUGUCGUGUUCAGCCCGAGAAUCAGAGAGAAGACUGAAAACUGCAGAGGCCGAGCUCACACAACUGCACGAGAUGCUCUCUGUGGCUGAACGAGCUCGGAAACAAGCGGAGGGAGAGAGGGAUGAGCUGCAGGAAGAGCUGGCUUCCAACUCUUCUGGAAAGUCUGUGUUUGGUGAUGAGAAGCGGCGUUUGGAGAGUCGGAUCUCUCAGCUUGAGGAGGAACUGGAAGAAGAGCAGAACAAUGCGGAGAGUCUGAACGAAAGACUCCGCAAAACACAACAACUGGUGGAGCAGCUCGGAGCAGACCUGGCCUCAGAGCGUCUCUCGUCUCAGGGGAGAGAGUCGUCACGACAACAGCUGGACAAACAGAACAGAGAGCUGAGGGCGCGACUGCAGGAGCUGGAGGGACAGGGCCGCUCCAAACUCAAGGCCUCUGUCGCUGCCCUGGAGGCCAAACUCAGAGAUGCACAGGAGCAGCUGGAGGCAGAGAGCAGGGAGCGUCAGAACAAUGGCAAGAGCCUCCGUCAGAAAGAGAAGAAACUCAAAGACCUCAGUGUUCAGAUGGAGGACGAGAGGAAGCAGGCGCAGCAGUACAAGGACCAGGCAGAGAAGGGAGCAGUCCGUGUGAAGCAGCUGAAGCUGCAGCUGGAGGAGGCGGAGGAGGAGGCUCAGCGAGCAGCAGCCAUUCGGAGGAAACUACAGAGAGAGCUGGAGGAAGCUAAUGAAGCUAACGAAGCUCUGAACCAAGAGGUGUCUGCACUCAGGGGCAAACUCAGGCGAGGCUGUGGCGUCGACUCCGGCUUCGUACCUGUAACUGCUCCUCGCGUCUCCAUGGUGACGGCCGGUAUGGGCGGGGGCUACAGGUCAAUGGGCGGAGUCAGCCUAAGGCCCCGGCCCAAGCAUAACUCUGUGGAUUCAGAGGAAGAGGUCCGAGACAUGAGUCCACCACCACAACAACAACAUGACGAAUACUACGAUGAUGAAGAGGAGACGGAGCAGUGAGGAGGAGGGUCAAAGAUGGCCGCUGUUUAUUUACACUGUUUAAUGUCCCUUAUGUUGAU